AUGUGGGCUGUGGGCGGCAGACCCUUCACUUACCCGCCCAAUGUCGGCUAUCCCAUUGGCCCCGGAUACUUCACCAAGUUCGUGCUGCAGGUGCAUUUCACGAACCCCAAGGGCCGGCCGGACCUGAUCGGCAGCUCCGGGCUGUACCUGACGCUGGCGCCCUCCCUGCGUCCCAUGGACGCAUCCAUCAUGCUCACGGGCCCUGUGGCCUACGAGUACCUCAUUCCCCUCAAAACCUUCCCUAAUCCUUGCCCUUCCGCACCCCACCUUUCCCCCUUUCAGGUGCAUUUCACCAACCCCAAGGCGCGAGCUGAUCUCGUUGACAACUCCGGGCUGUACCUGAAGCUCGCCCCGUCCCUCCGUCCCAUGGACGCGUCCAUCAUGCUCACGGGCCCCGUGCCCUACGAGGGCCGCAAUGAUCUGAUCGACAACUCCGGGCUGUACCUGAAGCUCGCCCCGUCCCUCCGUCCCAUGGACGCGUCCAUCAUGCUCACGGGCCCUGUCGCCUAUGAGUAUCUCAUCCGCAUCCCCCCCGCCAUGCCCUCGUGGACGCAAGUCAGCACGUGCCCGGGCGAGUGCACUGCUGCCGUGUUCGGGAACGAGAGUGUGAAGAUCAUUGGGUCUGUGCUGCACCUUCACACUCUUGGGAGGCAGGUAAGGCCGCGAGAAGACUGUUACAGAGGUCAGGUGCACUGGACGGUGGUCAGCACGUGCCCGGGCGAGUGCACUGCCAAGGUGUUCGGGAAUGAGAGUGUGAAGAUCAUUGGGUCUGUGCUGCACCUUCACACGCUGGGGCGACAGUUGUACACGGAUGUGUUCAGGCGGGGCAGCAAGGUCGCAACUAUCAACCGCCAGGACUAUUACGACUUUGCAUCGCAGCAGUCCAUCCCCACCACGCCGGAGUUUGAGCUGCUGCCAGGGGACGAGCUGCGCACCUCGUGUGUCUGGGACUCCACUGCUCGCACCAACGUGACGCUGGGAGGGCCAUCCACGGAGGGCGAGAUGUGCAUUGACUACCUCGUGUACUACCCGGCACGUCAGGGCCAAGAGGCCGAGAUGUGCAUUGACUAUCUCAACGCAUGCGACGGCAUAUUUGCAUCGCACAAAAAUACAGCUCUACUAAUGUUCGUCGCGUCCCUUUUCCUCUUUUCCUCCCCCACCAGGGAUUGA
This is a messenger RNA of Closterium sp. Naga37s-1, 1170 nucleotides long. The record is from the annotation of a GenBank genome assembly. Lineage: Eukaryota; Viridiplantae; Streptophyta; Zygnematophyceae; Desmidiales; Closteriaceae.